Messenger RNA from Eriocheir sinensis (Chinese mitten crab), 1787 nucleotides. RefSeq names its product alkylglycerol monooxygenase-like. Lineage: Eukaryota; Metazoa; Arthropoda; Malacostraca; Decapoda; Varunidae. Gene Ontology annotation, cellular component: endoplasmic reticulum. The transcript is spliced from 9 exons. Gene Ontology annotation, molecular function: oxidoreductase activity; iron ion binding. The record is from RefSeq and is a predicted model, not a curated record. Gene Ontology annotation, biological process: lipid biosynthetic process. Bases 62 to 1450 code for a protein of 462 amino acids.
AUAUAUAAGGCAAAACAAAUCAUAAUUUGCCACUCACCAGGGCAGGAGAAGUUUGGACAUCAUGAAUUCAUCUGAAUAUAUAAUCGCCUUGAAGUCUACCUUCUACGCCGUACCACCUCAAGAGACGUAUAUUGAAAAAUUACAAGAAACAAAAUCUAAUCAACCAUUGGUUUUGUUUCUGAUCCUCGUCACUGUGCCUCUGGAGGGAUUACUCGUCCAUCUACGUGGAAACGGGAAACAAUGGAGACUCAGUGUUGCUAUGAACAACGUGCUCGUUGGGGCCUUUUCAGUAGCAUGGAACCUCUUCUUCCUUCGUGGCCUGGAGCUCCUGGUUUACAUCUGGUGCUACAAUAACAUUCGUAUCGCCCACUUACCCUGGAAUAGCUUCUACACCUAUGUCAUCGCUGUGAUAGGCGUGGACUUCUGCACGUAUUGGUGGCAUAGGCUAAGCCAUGAAGUUGCUUUUCUCUGGGCGGCACACUCUGCGCAUCACAGCGGGGAGGAUUACAACCUCUCCUGCAGCACUCGUAUUUCAGCCCUUGCAAGACUUACAAAGUGGAUGUACUUUGUCCCCUUGGGAAUGCUGGGGGUCCCUCCCUCCAUCUUCGCGAUGCAUGUGCAGCUGAACUUUGCGUACGGAUUGUGGAGUCACAGUUUGAUGACUCCCAAUAUAUCCAAGAUCAUCCCAGGACUGGGGCAACUCAUUGAGUUCAUCAUGGUGACUCCGAGCAAUCACAGAGUCCACCACGGUGUGAACAAAUACGCUUUGGACAAAAACUAUGGCAUGCUUUUCAUCGUCUGGGAUCGGAUGUUUGGUACAUUUGCCGAGGAACGCGAGGACGAGCCCAUCGUCUACGGCACUGUGUCUCAGAUGGACACCUUUCAUACACUCGGCCUUCAGCUAAAGCCUUAUCAGCAACUGUAUCAAAAGAUGAAAGCAAUGAAAACUGGCGGUGACAGAUUGCGGACUCUGUUCUACGGACCUGGCUGGUCUCCAGGCAAGCCUCGCCUUGGGGCGGAAGAAGACAUCCCUGACAUUGUGAGAAGGGAACAACUGGAGCAGUCCUUGCCGUUUUGGCUUAACUUGUACCUGGCAUUUCAAACAGCUGUCGUUGUUUUUCUUGUGAAGGAUAUGGGAGUAAGAGUUGAGACAUUUGGUCUCUGGCUGUCAUUUGUAAACUUCGGCAUUAUUUUAUCUGCAUGUAUAUCUCUGGGGGCUCUGCACGAUUCCAAUUAUUACGCUGUUUGGCUGGAGCCUCUCCGUCUGAUAAUCUUCAUGGUGGCCUCUCAUCUCUAUCCUAUGUUGAGCAGUCAUCUUAUCACCACUUGGGUAUCAGCAGUUUGUUUAGGCAGCCUCCUGUUUUGGCCAUUGCUCAGGGAUCACCUCCACUCCUUGCAUGCCAGUUCUACCUCAGCUCAAAAUGGGGAUGUGAGGAACAAAACAAAAUGAUCCAACUGUAGAAUUUUGUACUCAAAAGAGGUGCAGAGGUGGAGGUAGAAGCGAGGAUACCAGCUGGGAUAAUAUAAAAGAAGGCCUGGGGAUGGUGUGUGGAGGAAGACAAGAGAAGGAUGAACAUCAGGGGGGAGACAACCUCCACUACUCACACAGCAACGGUUCUGCAAAUCUGAGCAAGUUCAAGAGGCACAAAUGUCAUCUUUCUGCAGCAUCUGAAAUUAUGACAUCCAAAACAUUUUUGAAAAGGAACUGUUCCCCUAAUUAAAUUAUAUGUAUGUACCCUUGGGCAUGUAUGCUUCACCAUAUAAAGUGUCCAUUAUUUUGAGAACAA